AUGUCUGGGGCAACGAAAGAGCUGUUAUUGGAUGGAGAAGCAGACCAGCCAAAAAUACCGCAGCAGCUGGACACAGAAGACCUCCACGACGAUGACUAUCGCGAUAAUGCUGCCAGCGAGCCAGAUCAGCACGACGACGAUAGCGUUGGGGAGUACGAGGACGAUGACGAGCCUGUUGUGGUGACCCCCAAGCGAAGACGAGGUGGGAGGCCUCCUGGAAGCAAGAACAAGACCACCUUGGCCAGGGAGAAGUUGUAUGGUCCUGUUUUGAAGAAGCGCAAGAGGUUGUCUAGAAGGUUGUCCAGUCUUCAACCUCACCCCCAUUCCGAUGCCACUUCUGAUGCUCGUGAUAAUGACCACAGUGGUCGUGAAAAUGAUAACAACGAAGACAAUGAAGACGAUGUUGGAGAAGACGAUUGUGAUGACGACGAAGACCAUGACCAUGACCAUGACCAUGACCACGACAAUGAAAACGACCAUGAGAAUGACAACGACGACGACGACGAAGAUGAAACCCACUCAGUCACCGGCCUUACCAGAAAACGAAGAACAGGUAGAGCUGGUGGUUUCAAAAACAGGAAACUAAGCACUCCAGUGCCUCAGGUAGAUGAUGACGGUAAUGUUUUGUUGCUCGGCGAGUUGCAAGACGAAUACAUACUUCCUGACGAUCCUCAGGGAGAUACCAAAAUUGAUUCUAAUGGUAACCUACUAAACAAUCGAGAGUUUAGGGUCAGGACUUUUACUGUCAAAGGCAAUGGCGAGAAGAAAUACAUGUUGGCUACAGAACCCGCAAGAUGUGUUGGUUUUAGAGACUCCUAUUUGCUAUUCAACAAAUACAAAAGACUAUACAAAUACAUCAUUUCCAAUGAUCAGAAAUUCGAUCUUAUACACAGAGACCUUAUUCCUCAUUCUUAUAAGGGGAGAUCAAUAGGUUUAAUUACUGCAAAAAGUUUCUACCAGGUAUUUGGUGCCAAAAUUAUAGUUGGUGGAAAAAGAGUCACUGAUGAUUACUAUGAACAGAAAGCAAGAGACAAUGGCAGGGUUGAAGGCGAGUUAGCUGAUCCAACUGACACUGUCCCAGACGAUCCCAAAAAGUACGAUAAAAAGCAAUGGGUAACUUGGCAUGGUGCUUUACUAAAAUUUCAGAAGAAUAGCACGCCAAACAAUCUUGAUUCCUUGAUAGAUCUUCAGCAUAAUGAUCAUUCCAACAACGACUACAAUAUUAUUGAUCAGUCAAAAAAAUCAAAAACUUCAAAGUUGCUGGUCUCUGAUCCAAAUUGGUUAUAUGACCAUGCAGUAAAAUGCAGGGAAUACAAUCAUUUUUUAGUUCAAUCAAGGCUAAAUAUUCUCAAUCUAAGGAAUGGAAAAAGAGACCCUUAUACUGGUAUCAAUUUUUAUCCUUCGAUAACUCAGCCAACAGCUGUGAGAUAUGACAGAAUAAAACAUAUGCAUGAUGAUUCUCUGAUUGCAAACAAAAAGGCAAAAGUAAUUUAUGAGAUAAAUAUGAUAUCUCCCAACUUGGCCCGUCAAACAGGAUUGAAAAACGUUGAUUUAUCAAUAUUUGAUGGAAAAGUUGAUGAGAAAACAAAACAGGCAAUUUUGGAGCAACAAAAUUACGAAAGGGAAUGGGAAGAAUAUUUUGAUUAG
Messenger RNA from Ascoidea rubescens DSM 1968, 1647 nucleotides. RefSeq names its product Npl6p (gene NPL6). NCBI's taxonomy places the organism in Eukaryota, Fungi, Ascomycota, Saccharomycetes, Ascoideales, Ascoideaceae. The record is from RefSeq and is a predicted model, not a curated record. Gene Ontology annotation, cellular component: nucleus. Gene Ontology annotation, molecular function: chromatin DNA binding. The transcript has a single exon. Bases 1 to 1647 code for a protein of 548 amino acids.